Molecule: messenger RNA, 2691 nt
Organism: Lytechinus variegatus (green sea urchin)
Lineage: Eukaryota; Metazoa; Echinodermata; Echinoidea; Temnopleuroida; Toxopneustidae
Product: histone H3.3A
Exons: 4
Coding region: 101-511 (136 amino acids)
Cellular component (GO): nucleosome
Molecular function (GO): structural constituent of chromatin; protein heterodimerization activity; DNA binding
Source: RefSeq, a predicted model, not a curated record
GGGCGAAAGUCUAUUUAAGUAUUUAUGUGUAUUUAGAUAUAGGCAAACACGCAGAAGUGAAGAUCCCGAAAGGUAUUUAUUUGGCCUAGAAUCCUAAACCAUGGCUCGUACCAAGCAAACAGCUCGAAAGUCUACAGGAGGAAAAGCCCCUCGUAAGCAGCUUGCUACAAAGGCAGCCCGUAAGAGUGCACCAUCUACUGGUGGAGUCAAGAAACCUCAUCGUUACAGGCCAGGUACCGUUGCCCUUCGAGAGAUCCGUCGCUACCAGAAGAGCACUGAACUGCUCAUUCGCAAGUUACCAUUCCAGCGUCUGGUCCGUGAGAUUGCUCAGGAUUUCAAGACGGAGUUGAGAUUUCAGAGUGCUGCUAUUGGUGCUCUCCAGGAGGCAAGUGAAGCUUACCUGGUAGGUCUCUUCGAGGACACCAACCUGUGCGCCAUCCAUGCCAAGCGUGUUACUAUCAUGCCUAAGGAUAUUCAGUUGGCUCGUCGCAUCCGUGGAGAGCGUGCUUAGAUGCAACUUAGCGUUAUUAUUCAAAUUCAUUGUCUGCACUUUCAAUUUUGUCUAGUUCACCUUGUUGGUACUUGUUUCAUAUUCUAGAAACUUUUUUCUUGUAAAUACAUUACAUGAGAAAUUAGUGUUUAGUCAAAGGAGAAUACUGUAUAGUUAUCAUCUACUGAGCCGACAUAUAAUCUGUUAUCACUGAGAUGCUGUAUUCAAAGCACCUUAUGAAUAAUCAGAUAUUUUAUUACAACAUUUCAUACUUCAACCUGUACACUGAUGUUCAUAUUUGCAUGUGGGAAAUAGGGAAAAAAAACGUUUUUCCAUCUGUAUGUAAUUCUUGCUGGUGUACUUAUACCAUCAGUUUGCUCUAAAUUUUCAUAAGAUUGAAGUCAUAUGGAGGAAAUUACCAUAAACAACCAAAUAUCUAGAUUCUGACCAGGACUGUUGACUUUUCCAGUCUCAGACAUCCCUUAUAUGUGUAAUCUUCAGUACUUGGCAACUGGUGGUCCACAUGGAGUUAUUAAAGUUAACAGUAUUGGGGAAAAUUACAAUCCAAUAUGGAUAGAUAGUAAUAAAAAAUGUUUUGCUGACCAAGUAACCACAAUAUUGAAAACACCUACUCACCUGAAAGUCAAGACAUUAAGUUAAACAUAGAGCUUCAUUAACAUCUACGCAGUAAUGACAAGGAAAUCUAAUGCCUUACUGCACAAACUUUUGAUAAUCACUGGUUACAAAAAAAGCAAACUAAAAGACAAACUAUGUGUCUGGAAGGUUGAAAUUAAUUGUACAUACGGUAUAUCUCAAGUUUGUAGAAUAGUGUUUUUGUGAAUAUGUUUGUAUGGAUGUAUAACCUAGAUCAGGUAACAUAAUAGAUGGUGUGUUUCAUAUUUGUGAUUGAAAUAAAAUGUAUUAACCAGAUAUUGUGGGUGCUGUGUUGACAAUACAAAUUUUCAUAGGUUGGAUCUGUAAUAGUGUUCUAUGUAUUUCUCGUUAUCAAAUAUUUCUUUUCUUUGUUGAGGCUUUUUUUGUACAGUGGUGUUUAUUCAUAUAUGGUACUGUAUCUGUUCUUUCUCAGUCAUUUCCAACAGGAUUUCUGGUGAUUUUUCAUUUAAUACCAUUGAAACUCAAUGAUUUUAAUUGCCUCUCUCAUUUUUAUUGUAUGAUUGAUAGUAUAAGAAGUUGGUUGCAAUCUUAAUAAAUUGUUAAUAAGCAUUUGUUUGCAUUUUUAUCAUUGACAUUAAACUUCCUGUUUUCCCCAGACAUUAUACAGCAAUGUAAAAAAAUGGAAUGAGGAUACUUGGUUUGGAAAAUAGCCUUGUUUUUAACUUGAGAGUUUUAAAAUUAAUAUAUUACCAGAUAGAUGGUCUACAUUCUUAAAUUGGUAAUGAGAAAGAAGCAAAACUAUUCAUUUCCCAGAUGUUUGUUUUGAUUUAGUAUUGUCAGUAUUUUCUUAAAUGUGUAGUAUUCUGGUCACAUUUAUAAAAUCAAUCAUGCAUCAGCUAUCAAGAUUUUGUUUUACACCCAUAAUGUAUAUAAAAUUAAUAUUUCUUUUAUAUGUGUUGGAUGCUUGAGUAAUCAAUUGUUAGCUACUCAAUAUAGUUCUGAAUUGUUUAUUAUUAUUAUUUGUCGUUAGCCAUAGCAUGUAUUGUCAACUAUACACACCACCAGUUGGCUUUACAUUUAUAGUUGGUGCUAUAUGGCUAAUUACAAAUAAUAAAAAGAGUCUAGAACUAGACUAAUAGAGAACUUGCCCCCAUGGCAGUUAUAUUUUGACUCCCCUUGGUACUUCAUGUAUGACCAAUUCCAGAUAAAAUGUACUCACAAAGGACCAAAUGAUUUAAUGCUGAUGUUUGAAGUAUAUACCACUCAUGUAUGCAAGUUCGGUCAGGUCAUAUUUUGAAUAUGUGUAUAUUGAUUUUGCCGGGGUGAUUUUUUACCCACCUCUCAUUCUUCACUACCUCUAUGAACUUCUCUGCUGCAGGAUGAUAUAAUAGAAAGUGGAGUCUUUCAAAUAUGCAGACAAAUAUCCACAAGUAUUAUAUUAAAUCUCCAUUCAAGCAAAAGAAGAUAUAGUUUCCAACUGUAAGUAAAGCAAGUAAAUCAACUGGCCUGUCAAUCUAUCUUUACUUCAUACAUGAACAAAUUUUGUGUAAGUGGUAGUUUUACAAUAAAGAAAGGUGAAGAAAGAA